Molecule: messenger RNA, 2633 nt
Organism: Papaver somniferum (opium poppy)
Lineage: Eukaryota; Viridiplantae; Streptophyta; Magnoliopsida; Ranunculales; Papaveraceae
Product: pentatricopeptide repeat-containing protein At2g44880-like
Exons: 3
Coding region: 7-1791 (594 amino acids)
Biological process (GO): RNA modification
Molecular function (GO): protein binding; RNA binding
Source: RefSeq, a predicted model, not a curated record
CUUUCCAUGAGAGUAGUAGAACAACAGUCACUCUGGAGUCCAACAGAGAGGAAAUGUCUCUCUCUCUUACAAAGACCAAACACUAGAAGCUCUAUCCUUCAAAUCCAUGGUUUCAUGCUUAUAAAUUCCUUAGAUUCUAAUGUAAAUCUCUUAACGAAAUUCAUCAAUGCUUGUUGUUCAAUCACCACUGCUGGCAAAUCUUCCUACCGAAAUGCCACAAUUCUACAUGCUCGCCGUGUUUUCGAUCUCCGGAUUCAUAAACAUGACACAUUCUUAUGUAAUUCAAUGAUCAAAGGGUAUAAUGACAAUGACCAAUUUAAAGAGUCUAUUACUCUCUAUAAACAUCUUAGAAAUGAAACUCUCUUCGUUCCUGAUAGUUAUACUUUUCCAUUUUUGUUCAAGUCUUGUGGAUGUUAUUUAGCCGUUAAAGAGGCUAAUCAGCUCCAUGAUCAAGUUGUUAAAAUGGGUUUGUGUUCUGAUUUAUUUGUAUCAACCGCAUUGGUUGAUAUGCAUGUGAGGUUAGGAAAUUUAGUGUUCGCUGAACAAUUGUUUGAUGAAAUGCCUCAAAGAAAUCAAGUUUGUUGGACAACUUUGUUUAUUGGGUUUGCAAAAUCAGGCGAUACUAAUAAAUCAAAGGAAUUGUUUGAUUUAAUGCCCGAAAAAGAUUCAGCAGCUUAUAAUGCGAUGAUAGAUGCGUAUGUCAAAUCGGGGGAUCUGAGUGCGGCUAAGGAUUUGUUUGGUAAAAUGCCUGAAAGAAACGUUGUUUCAUGGACUACUUUGAUAUCUGGGUGUUGUAGAAAUGGUGAUCUUGUUACAGCUAGAUCACUAUUCGAUGAAAUGCCUGAAAAGAAUCUUGUUUCGUGGAAUGCAAUGAUCAGUGGCUAUUGCCAGAAUAAGCAACCAAAUAAAGCGUUAGAUUUGUUUAGAGAUAUGCAAUCAGAUUCACCUCUUGAACCAGAUGAAGUUACAAUUGUGAGCAUUCUACCAGCCAUUGCUGAUUUUGGUGCUAUAGAUUUUGGAAGUUGGGUUCAUGAGUUUGUUCGAAGGAAAAAACUUGACCGGUCAAGCAAUGUAUGCACUGCAUUAGUGGAUAUGUAUUCGAAAUGUGGUGAAAUUCUGAAAGCAAAACAAUUUUUCGAUGGCAUGUCAAAUAAAGCAACUACCUCUUGGAAUGCCAUGAUCAAUGGGUUUGCUAUUAAUGGGUUUGCUAAGGAAGCAUUGGAGGUGCUUAAUGAGAUGCAAAGUGAAGGCUUUAAACCGAAUUCAGUCACAUUUGUCGCAGUGUUAUCUGCCUGUAAUCAUGGAGGUCUUGUUGAUGAAGGCAGAAAAUGGUUUGCGGCAAUGGAACAGUUUGGGGUCACGCCAAGAAUUGAGCAUUAUGGGUGUAUGAUAGAUAUAUUAGGAAGAUCUGGGUUUUUAGAUGAAGCGGAAAAACUGAUUGAAGGGAUUGGUACAGAAGUUAAUGGAAUAAUUUUGAGUUCAUUUAUGUUCGCGUGUAGUUGCCAUGGUGAUGUUUUUAAAGCCGAAAAGGUAAUGAAGAAGGCAUUUGAAUUGGAACCUCUGAAUGACGGGAAUUAUGUGAUGAUGAGAAACUUGUAUGCUGGAGAGAGAAGAUGGAGAGAUGUGGAGGACAUGAAGGUAUUAAUGAGGAAAAACAAAGCCAAGAAAGAGGCUGGUUGUAGUGUUGUUGAAAUUAACAACAGGGUUUGGGAGUUUGCCUCAGGGGAUAGAAUGCAUUCACAGUGGGAACUGGUACACAGGGUUCUAGGACAAUUAGGAAUGCACAUGUAGGGGAAACAGCAUAUUUAGGUUAAAUCCUAAUCGAAGAAAUAUGAACUGUUACCACUUUUACCUCUUCUUUAUAUAUCCGUUUUCUGACUUAUGAGCUGCUUUUUCUUAUGAUUAUCUCAUCAUAAUUGCUAAUGAGUAUGAAGGGAGAAAGCACAACAUUAAGCUAAAGGUAAACCAAAUAAAUUAGGUUUUACAGUGUUUUGUAUCUCUUUACGUGCUCAGUUCUGAAUCUACAUGGAAAUGCCUAAUUAGCUUAUAUUGUGAUCGUUUUAAAAGUGUACGGAAACAACCAAAACUCAGAGUUCGCUUUAGAUAGUUCAAAGAGUCAUGCGGUACGCUCAUGGAAUGCGUUCAGAAGAGAUGAAUGCGCUGUAAUCGGAAGAUCACAUGAAGGGAUUACACGAAUUUUGAACUGCUAUUGAAGCUUGGUCAAAAGUAAGAGGUAUUGUCUUUAUUGGUUCGAUAUUCAAGCCAUUUAGAGCAUAUGGUUUAAAGUAGUCAAUACAUCAGAUUUUGUCAAAGCCAGAUUCAAGAAUGUUAGCGAUUUAUACAACCAAAUAAAGGGCAAUAUUGUGGGUGAGACAGAGUUCUCAUAAUUAGAAGUUAGAACUGUUUGAAAGGCUUAGAUGUAAAUCAAAUUUACAGAUGCAGAACGAGUUUACAGUAGCGCAGGGGUUCCUUAAGCUUUGAUCAAAGGAAGAGGGGUUCCUUCAGUGAGCACGUUAACAGAUACGCUUUAUGGGCAAUUUGUUAAAAAAGAUGUCAAAGAAUUUGAUGACUUCCAUAUUGCUGUCCUUGAUAUCUUCAGCACGGUGAAUGCCGCAUUGCCUGGAAAGCAUUAC